UGUAAAAACAGUAAUCAGUAUUAUGUUAUUAAUAAUAUUGUUACUAAAUUAAUAUUAAAUGAAGUAGACUUCUGGGCAAGAAAUAUUAUGAGGGCCAAAUGGAGACAUUUCAUGAUGAAAAUGGGAACUCAUCACACAGACCAAAAUAUCAUAAAUGUGGACAUGUCUAAUAACAGAGUUUGAAAGCAUAUGAAACAAAACCUGAUAGAACUGAAAUGAGAAAUGGACAAGUCCACAUUCAUAGUUGGAGAUGAUAGCAGUGCUUUCUCAUACUAAUGUUCAGAACAACAGACAGCAAAUAUGAACAACAUAUCAACCAGUUUGACCUAUUUGAAGUGUGUAAAUUCCUCAUAAUUAUAGCAGAAUACAUAUUCUUUCAUGUGCAGUUGGUACAUUCAUUAAGGCAGAAAAUAUACUUAGCCAUAAAACAAAUCACUGAAAGUUUAAAGACCAUGUGAACUGUGUUUCCGAAAACAGUGGAAUGAAAAUAGAAAUAAAAAGUCUAGAAAAUCCUGAUAUAUUUGGAAGGUAAACAACAUAUUUUUAAAUCAUGGGUCAAAGAAAGAAUCACAAAGGAAAUUAGAAAAUAUUUUGAACUAAAUUAAUAUGGAAAAAUGGCGUGUCAACAAUUGUUAGAUGCUGACAAAGUGAUAUUGAGAGGGAAAUUUAUGGUUCAAUUGCUUAAUUACAAAAGAGUUCUAAAAACAAUGACCAAUUUCAACUAAGAAAUAGUGUUCCACUAGUUUCAUUUGCACCAAGAAGUGUUCUCUCCCCUCCUUCUACUUACAGAAACAGGAUUUACAUCCAGUCCUAAAACAGCUAAAUAAACCACCCAAAAGGCUUAGAAGGAGUACUAUCAGGAAUAGUGUCUGCUCACAAGCUAUAUUGGAAAAUCUCAUAAUUUACGAGGCUUGGAUAGAGUAUUCAAGGCUUCAAGGUUUUUGCCUCAGUAAUGGGGAAUAAUUAACUUUAGAUUAUAUACUGUUCACAUGAAACCUACUGACAUCUUAAUAUCAAGACCCAAGAGCUGUUUCUAAGUAACUUAUCUGCAUCCUAGAUAAAGCCUAAGAAUAUUUAUAGGAACAAAAAAUAUUCAGCACCCAUUAAGGUAAAAUCCACAAAAUUCAAAAUUGUCAGCAGGCCUGUGAUUGCAGCAUCAAGCCUGUGGCAGCGUUCAAUAAACUGGGGCUAAUGCAAGAUGACAUAAUAUAUGGGAGUGAUGAUAUGAAAGAGACCAUAAGAAGGCUUCCUGAGAACUUUUACAACAACAGGAUGUUUCACAUUAAGAGAGCAUUGGAUCUGACCAUGAAGCAGCAGAUCGUGCCUAAAGAGCAUUGGACAAAAUGUGAAGAGUAUAAAUUCUACCUUGAACCAUAUCUGAAAUGAGUUAUUUGGGAAAGAAAAGAGAGAGAAGAAUGGGCAAGGAAAUAAUCAUGGAGUUGAUAUCUGUGGUUGUAACUGUCUUCCAAAUAUAAUUUUUAAAUGUUUAUUUAUUUUUGAGAGAGAU
Herpailurus yagouaroundi (jaguarundi) is the source of this 1507-nucleotide messenger RNA. Its product is annotated as cytochrome b-c1 complex subunit 7-like. Gene Ontology annotation, biological process: mitochondrial electron transport, ubiquinol to cytochrome c. The record is from RefSeq and is a predicted model, not a curated record. Bases 1192 to 1386 code for a protein of 64 amino acids. Lineage: Eukaryota; Metazoa; Chordata; Mammalia; Carnivora; Felidae. The transcript has a single exon. Gene Ontology annotation, cellular component: respiratory chain complex III.